GCUCGGGGGCCGGCACGUCGGGCUCCUUGACGGUCACGGUUCUGUGUCUCCGCAGCCGCGUGAGGCCCCGGGAGCUGCGGGAGAUGAAGUUCGGCUGCCUGUCCUUCCGGCAGCCUCAUGCGGGUUUCGUCUUGAACGGGGUGAAGACCCUGGAGACGCGGUGGCGGCCCGUGCUGAGCGGCCAGCGGCACCGCACCCUGGCCGUGCACAUCGCGCACAGGGACUGGGAGGACGCGGCCUGGAGGGAGCUGCUGGCCGAGAGGCUGGGGCUGAGCCCCGCGCAGAUCCAGGCCUUGCUGCGGGACGGGGAGAAGUUCGGCCGCGGAGUGAUAGCCGGGCUGGUCGACACUGGGGACACUUUCCCGUGCCCAGAAAACCUAGGCCCCAGCGAGGUUGCGGAGCUGGAGAAUCGAGCCCUGCUGCCCAACCUGCGGCACAAGUACCUGACUGCGCUCGCCAACCCCCGCUGGCUGCUGCAGCCCGUCCCCGGGAGAGGCGGGAAGGACGUCUUCCAGGUGGACAUCCCCGAGCACCUGAUCCCCUUUGGGCAGGACGCCUGACCAGACUGGGCUCUCGGGGGGACGGCGACCGAGAGGCCAGCUCAGCGUGCCGCCGCCCGCUCGCCUUCACGCCCUGCACGUGCACGUCUGGCUCGGUCUCCGUCGGCCCUGCCCCGGGGAGCGCUGCCCGCUCCGUGCUGUUCGCAGAAGCAGGCGUGCCCGCCUGGCGCAGGGACCGGGCUCGGGACUCUCCUCGUGCGAUGCCGCUCCGGGCUCAGCCACAGAGUCUCGAGGACUUCGACCUUUAGGAACAGGUGGCAGUGUCACUCGUUUAGGCCCUACUGAUCCU
Messenger RNA from Kogia breviceps (pygmy sperm whale), 849 nucleotides. RefSeq names its product protein EOLA1-like. Lineage: Eukaryota; Metazoa; Chordata; Mammalia; Artiodactyla; Physeteridae. The record is from RefSeq and is a predicted model, not a curated record.